Messenger RNA from Ipomoea nil (Japanese morning glory), 1902 nucleotides. Its product is annotated as amino acid transporter ANTL1. Lineage: Eukaryota; Viridiplantae; Streptophyta; Magnoliopsida; Solanales; Convolvulaceae. The transcript is spliced from 11 exons. The record is from RefSeq and is a predicted model, not a curated record. Gene Ontology annotation, cellular component: plasma membrane. Bases 1 to 1632 code for a protein of 543 amino acids.
AUGGCGGAAAAGGAUAAGGACUUAAUGGAGUACUUCUUGGAGAACGACGAUGAAUGUGACGUUGAGGAUAACAGAAAUACGAGCGAUGAAGAAGAAGAAGAAGAAGAAGAAGAAGGAGGAGGAGAUGAAAUUGUUGCUCAGAAAUCACCUUCUUCGUCGUCUUCAUCUCCAUUCUUCUCUCAGCAAUGGCCACAGAGUUUCAGGGAAACAACUGACUCGUAUUCAAUUGCUGCAUCACCUAACGUAGGACUUCUGCGACGUGGAUCUAGUGUCGCAUUGUCACCUUCUGAUGCGAAUAUUAAAAGAUACAUAAACUCUGAUGAGAAGACACAUUUGCUGCCUCAAGCUAUCAAACACGGCAAGAAGGACUUCUUGGAUGGGAUCCCAAUAAAACAGUCAUCCUUCUCUGAAAAGGCCUCAUUGCAUGAAAAAGUCACUGGGGAGCUUCCUAUUAGCCAUGGAUGUAACCUGACACAAACUGUAUUCAAUGGGCUCAAUGUGAUGGCUGGAAUCGGGCUUCUUUCUACUCCUUUCACAGUCAAAGAAGCUGGCUGGGCUAGCAUAGCGGUGUUGGUUGCUUUUGCUGUUAUUUGUUGCUAUACAGCUUCUCUUAUGAAGCGCUGUUUUGAGAGCAGAGAAGGCAUGACAACCUACCCUGACAUGGGUGAAGCUGCAUUUGGAAGAUAUGGACGGAUUAUCACAUCUAUCCUUUUGUUUACGGAAUUAUAUACAUACUGCGUGGAGUUUAUCAUUUUGGAGGGGGAUAAUCUCACAACGCUGUUUCCUGGAGCUUCCUUCAACUGGAAUGGUUUAAAGCUAGACUCUACCCAUUUAUUUGGGGUUCUCACAGCUCUGGUAGUUCUACCAACUCUUUGUCUGAGGGAUGUUCGACUAAUAUCAUAUCUUUCAGCAUGUGGAGUUGUUGCAACUAUAGUCAUUGUGGUUUCUGUAGCUUUACUCACUAUAGUAGAUGGAGUUGGAUCACCCCAGACAGGUCAAUUGGUAAAUUGGAGUGGUAUUCCUUUUUCCAUUGGUGUAUAUGGAUUUUGUUAUGCUGGCCACUCUGUCUUUCCCAAUAUUUACCAAUCAAUGGCUGAUAAAAAGAAAUUUACAAAGGCAAUGACUAUAUGCUUUAUUUUGUGUGUUGCAAUGUAUGGGAGUGUUGCAGUUAUGGGAUAUCUCCUGUUUGGUGAUAAUACAUUGUCUCAGAUCACUCUAAACAUGCCACGUGAUUCUAUUGCUUCAAAAAUUGCAGUGUGGACAACAGUUAUCAACCCUUUCACAAAAUAUGCCCUGAUGAUAAAUCCACUGGCUAGAGCCGUGGAGGAGUUGCUGCCUGAGAGAAUCUCCAGUAGUUUCUGGUGUUUUGUUCUGCUAAGGACAGCACUUGUAGCUUCAACCGUUUGUGUCGCAUUCCUUCUUCCUUUCUUCGGCCUUGUGAUGGCUUUAAUCGGGUCUCUCCUCAGUAUACUACUGGCGGUUAUUAUGCCAACAUUGUGUUUUCUGAAGAUCCUGGAUAAGAAAGUGACAACCGUACAGAGGGCUGCUAGCAUCACUGUUGUGGUUUUGGGUAUCAUAAGUGCAGCUCUGGGGACAUACUCUUCAGUAUCGAAAAUCGCAAAGCAAUACUGAAAGCCAGGACAAAGAACAAUUUCUUCUGCUCUCUUCAGUGUUUUAGCUGAUAUUGACGUUUUCUGUUUUUCCUAGAAUAACUGUCAUCGACUGUCUUAGCGUACGUGAACGGUAUGAAGGACAAAAUUAUUCUUGCUUUUGCUUGAGCAGAUGGUUACUACUUUCUAUUGUUGUUGUAGUAGUAGUAGUGCUACUACUAAUAUCAAUUUUGGUAUAAUUGAAAGGAAUAUAGAUGGAAUUUAAGAUCUCUUAUAUAUAAUCUUGCAUUUA